CAUUUCAGCAGUGCGCAUGCUCAACACUUGGCUUGUUUUAUUUAACCCCUCUGGAAUUUUGUUUGGUCUGCAGCAUGGUUUCUACUGUAGCCGGCGAGGAAUGUGUUUCCAUGAGGCAGUGAAGAAGAGCCUUUCAUUAGCACUGAGUGAGAGAGGGACCAAGCAAAGGCCAUGGCCGGGAUAUUCGACAUUGAUUUGGAUCAGCCGGACGAAAAUGAAUCUGACGACGAACUCGAGGAUGGGAUCCAAAUGAGCGAAUGCAGCGGGUUCGAAUUUAACAUGGAUGACUGUGAAAAGUUUGAAAUCUCUGAAGACAGCGUCAACAAAGGAACGGAGCAGAUUCGUCCGGAAUGCUUUGAGUUGCUCCGGGUUUUAGGAAAAGGAGGCUAUGGAAAGGUUUUUCAAGUUCGUAAGAUGUUGGGUGCCACUUCGGGAAAGAUCUUCGCCAUGAAGGUCUUGAAGAAGGCCAUGAUAGUGCGUAACGCUAAGGACACGGCUCACACCAAGGCAGAGAGGAACAUCUUGGAGGAGGUGAAGCACCCGUUCAUAGUGGACCUCAUCUACGCCUUCCAGACGGGGGGCAAGCUGUACCUCAUCCUGGAGUACCUCUCUGGUGGGGAGCUGUUUAUGCAAUUGGAAAGAGAGGGGAUCUUUAUGGAGGACACAGCGUGCUUCUAUCUGGCAGAGAUUUCCAUGGCUCUGGGACACCUGCAUCAGAAAGGCAUCAUCUACAGAGACCUGAAGCCAGAGAACAUCAUGCUCAACAACAACGGUCAUGUCAAGCUCACAGACUUUGGCCUGUGUAAAGAAUCAAUCCAUGACGGCACGGUUACUCACACCUUCUGUGGCACCAUAGAAUACAUGGCCCCAGAGAUCCUGAUGAGGAGUGGACACAACCGGGCUGUAGACUGGUGGAGCCUGGGAGCUCUCAUGUACGACAUGCUGACAGGAGCACCACCAUUCACUGGAGAAAACAGGAAGAAGACCAUUGACAAAAUCUUAAAGUGCAAACUGAACCUGCCACCUUACCUCACACAAGAAGCUAGGGACCUUCUCAAAAAGCUGCUGAAACGCAAUGCCUCGUUGCGGCUGGGGGCAGGCCCAGGAGACUCCUCAGAAAUCCAGAGCCACCCGUUCUUCAGGCAUAUUAACUGGGAUGAUCUUCUCGCUCGCAAGGUGGAGCCUCCAUUCAAGCCUUUUCUGCAAUCAGCUGAUGAUGUGAGCCAGUUUGACUCGAAGUUCACCAGCCAGACUCCCGUGGACAGCCCUGAUGACUCCACGCUCAGCGAAAGUGCCAAUCAAGUCUUCCUGGGUUUUACGUAUGUUGCCCCCUCCGUCCUCGAAAACAUCAAGGAGAAAUUCCCCUUCGAGCCAAAAGUCCGCUCACCAAGAAGGUUUCUGGGAAGCCCAAGAACACCAGUGAGCCCAGUGAAGUUUGCUGGGGGGGACUGCUGGCCCCGGGCCCUCACCCAGGCUGGAACCUCAUCCCUUGGGGGUUCUGGGUCUGGAGACCAGCCGAUGGAGGUUGGUAUGGAGCAGAUGGACAUGGGCUCCAAUGCUGCCGAGGUGUCUGCCCCCCUGCCUAUCAGAAAGCCCUCUGGCAACACCACCACAGGUGGCCCCUUCAAGAAGCAGGCCUACCCCUACGCCAAACGGCCCAAGCACCUCCAGAUGAAUCUAUGACACUGCUCCAUCAAGAGCUUCUCUUUCCUAAAUCCUCCUCCAUUCACUUCUUUUUUUCUUUUAAAAGACUUAUAGAAAUUAAAGAAAUGACUGACGUACCGUCUGCACCGAUCACCAGCUCCUCCAGACGCACCUUCCAUCCCUGCCUCCCUCCCCUUCUCUCCCUGGUUGGGCAGCUUGGCAGCCACACAGGGCAUUCUACCCUAGCAGAUAUGACAAACUAUAGGAGCCUCCUGUUAGGGAGAGGAGGAACUAGGGCGAGAACUCCCUCCCACCAAUUAGAGCUUUAGUCAGACAGCAAGAGGUCUUGACUACUUCCUUCAGCCCUGUAGAGUAUAGCUGGAGGAAGAGAUGAGAGCAGUGCUGCUAGAUGCUGCUGCUUGAUUCCUGUGUGCUCCACUGGGCUGGCUUCUCAUAUGACAUACUGGUGCUUUGUACUUUAGGUGGGUGGGGACAGACAGUGUUACUCCUGAUGCAGCAGUGCUUUCCCUCACCAGGAGUAAGACGUUAUUGAUUAAUGAAACUGGGUAAUAGACUUUUAAAGGCUGAGAGUGUGGAGAUGAUUCCCCCUUAAAUGCCUCUACUUCCUUUUUAGAACUUGCUGAUGAGGGGUUACAGAAUACAUUGUAGAUGAAUACAGUAGAUGGAAUAAAUCACAAUGGCACAAUGUACACAGAACACAAUAUUCACUGUAGACUCAGUUAUCCUGCUAUAGUGUAUUACAUUGUUCCAUUUAAAAAAAAAUUAUGGAAUCAACAAUGCCUUUUUUUCUGCUUUGUCACUUGAACAUCCUGUCAGGAUAAAUCUUGUAGAACAUGUCUGGGCCGUGUUCAGUAUGUAGAAAACGUAUUGACACUGAGUGAAACAGGAAGGUACAACCUGAACUCGUCCAAUGAGAACACAGAUUUCCAUGACCCCUACUGAACAUGACCAUGAGCCGUGUUCAGUUGCCAAGCGUUGUUGAACGUUGCAGAUAGAAAUGGCAUGAAUAGAGCUGGCAUGAUUCCUUGUUCUACAUAACACAUUUCUAUCUGAAUGUUGUGUCCUGCUGAAUGCGCCCCACGUGUGGUGACACUGAUGGAGGGGCAGCUAAAAACACAAUGUAUACUAUUUCAGCUGAAUGCAUUACCUCCUGCCCCACUUCUCCUUCAAUACCAAAUGCUGACACUGCUUUACCAGUCUGACUGGAUCUCUCUAGGUAGAUGGAAAACCUGUAUGUAUGUAUGUAGUACGUUUUUGCGUUGAAUGUAAACUGACUAAAGGCCUUUUCGAGUGUCACUUACUCAGAUGACCCACAUGAGUUCUCCACGAUUAUGAUGCAUGCAGGUUUAUUAUAAUAUUAUGGACCUAUUCUUUUUGGGCGUCUGCCAAUUUGUGAUUGUCAGAGACCAACCGAGAGCUUGUCUUUUUGAAUUGAAAGAAGCAAAGCAUUGAGGCCAAAUUCUCGUCACCACUGCCUUUUUAGUGUUUAGCCAAUCGCCAGGUUACAUUUGUCUAAUAAUGUACCUGGCUAGGUGCUUCAUGGAUGCUUACCUCAGUCUUUAUGCAGCCUUGGUGAUAUCAGUGGGGAUAGUACCUCUCUACUCUGAUUCCAUUUUAACUAGGGAUUGUUUGAAAUGUGGUGUGACUUGAAGCUUAUGUAUGCAUGUAUGUGGUCUUUAACUGUCUGAGCCUCUGGAGAAAAGCCAUUUGAUCCUCCUCUUCCCCAAACAGGAACAUUUGUCAAAUUAAUAAUAAUCCAAUCAUAAGGUUCUGUCUAGAUAAAGGUAGCAUGCUGCCUGAGACCUUUAAAUUCUUCCUUUCUGCCUGAAGAUGUAACAGAAUAUUUGCUCCAGUGAGUUUAGAUACUGUAGUUUCCCUCCCACCAUGGAUCUAUCAGAUUCACACAUUCACAUAGCCAAGAGAACGGUCAUGUUUAACCGUGUGUGUUAUUUGAUCAACUUGAAAAUAUGCCUAAUUCAAUAAGCAAACAAUUGUACUAGUCUGUAGAUUUUUGAACCAGGCAGUUUAUUUGGUUUGUUCUCUGGAAUCUGUUUGGCCUACCCCAUGACUGAUUGGUGUGUGGCCCUCUACAAACCUAAGUCCUUUUCAAUGCAAUUGAAUACUAUCUGGGUGAAUGUGUAUCCUGACAAAGGAUUUCCUAUUCCAAGACUGAGGUUUAUUAAAAUAUACAUUAUCACCGCCCUGUGUCUGCUUGUCAGUGAAGGAAUGGACAAAGUGCUUUGGCUUCAGGUUCCAUUGGAGAGGAUGUAUGGUGUGCUUCAGAGCAACUUUCACUCCCACAUUGACCAUGGCUUACCUUUUAAAUCUAUUUUUAACAAUCAACUUCUAUGGUGAUUUAUUUAUUUUAAGUGCCAUUCUAUUUUUUCCACUGCAUCAGUCACACUAUGCAAACAAUGUAUUUAUUGUAUAUUCAGUUGUAAGGUCAGGCACACAUGGAUCUUUGUAAAUGACUGCAUUACGUUUAACAUUUAUUUAUUUGUGUGUAUGUGGUUAUUUCCAAUGAAUCUCUUUUGAGAAACCUCAAAAUGCAGCAGUUAAUUCUUUAUUCCAAACUAAGAACAAUGUCCUAAAUGUCUAAGAAUAGGUAAGGUGCAAAAUAGAAAUCUGUACGAGGGACAAGUUCAGAAAGUAACUUUUGGAUCAUCUUCUACCGGCUUCUUUCAUUCUGAAAACUUUAACACGAUGCCUGCAGAGUGUUGGAAACAUGGGCAGUUUAGGUGUGUGUGUGUGGUGAAAAAUACAAAAAAGUCACUAAUACAAAAACUAAUGUGGGGUUGGGGAUGUGCCUUUCUUGAAGAAAUUACAACUUGUAUGUAUUUGCAGAUGUGUAUGGAAUGCAAUUGAAACAGAGGAAGAUGAUUGGACCAUGUGUUUCUCUCUAGUGGUAUAGGGUCUUUGAAUGAUGAAGUGGUUUUCUGUGCUCCUCUAACCUGUUGACACAGAAAUGAUCUGAGUGUGAUUUCUCUCAAGUGGUUUCGUAGCUUGAGGACCUUUUUAUAGUUCAGUGUUCAACUGAAAUAAAAUGAGUGAGCCUUUGGGAAUAUGAUUGAUCAACUCAUUAGAAGAGUGCUGCAAACAGUUAAGCAGAGUCAAUAUUUCACCCAUAUAUUUAUUCCUUGACAUUUCAGUGGGUUUGGAUCUUGAUUUGUAAUAUGUAAGUGGAUGGAUGCCAACAAAAUAAAAAGCAUUACUGAGUUGAA
Coregonus clupeaformis (lake whitefish) is the source of this 4886-nucleotide messenger RNA. RefSeq names its product ribosomal protein S6 kinase beta-1. Gene Ontology annotation, molecular function: protein serine/threonine kinase activity; ATP binding. Gene Ontology annotation, biological process: signal transduction; protein phosphorylation. Lineage: Eukaryota; Metazoa; Chordata; Actinopteri; Salmoniformes; Salmonidae. The record is from RefSeq and is a predicted model, not a curated record. The transcript is spliced from 14 exons. Bases 172 to 1683 code for a protein of 503 amino acids.